Messenger RNA from Rhodofomes roseus, 198 nucleotides. RefSeq lists its product as uncharacterized. The record is from RefSeq and is a predicted model, not a curated record. Lineage: Eukaryota; Fungi; Basidiomycota; Agaricomycetes; Polyporales; Fomitopsidaceae. The transcript has a single exon. The annotation marks the transcript as partial.
CGCGGACAGAACUCCUGUUACGCUUACAUUAAUGGGCGUAUUCCUGUGCGCAUUUCUCACAUUUUCCACAUCAGGCAUACCCGACGCGAUGCUCGCCUCGUACCCCUCGAAUGCACAUGUGCUGUUGUGCAGCAGUUCAUGUAUGAUGAUGACAUUCCGGAGAUGCCUUGGACUUCACGGUAUGUACCUACUACUGCU